AUUAUUUCAUUGCUAGUUCGGUUUUAUCUUGGCUACAGUACGAUAAGUCGGCCGUGAAUUUGUAUCGCGAUUGACACAAAAGUUGGUUGUUAAAGGUGAACUAGUUUUGUCAGACUUUUGUGCAGAAUCGUCUCAAUUCCAGUGAAGAGAUAAAAAAAUGUUGAAGUUUGUAUUGGCGUCUGUCAUUCUGGCAGCAGUAAGCGCUCAGGAGAGUGGAAUUGUAUAUCUCUUCGAUCCGUUGGGUAAAAGUGGAGUAUCAGGAAACGUCACCUUCACUAAAACUUCCAAUGGAAUCCAGAUUACUGGUGAAGUACAUGGACUGACAGAAGGAAAACAUGGAUUCCAUGUUCAUCAACUUGGUCACAUCGCACCAGGAUGUGUUGGAACCGGAGGGCACUUCAAUCCUCAUAAUCAAACCCACGGAGCUCCAGAAGAUAAGGUACGCCAUGUUGGAGAUCUUGGCAAUAUCGUAGCCGAUAAAGCAGGAGUUGCCGUUAUCAAUUUUGUCGAUAAUGUCAUUGCAUUAGAAGGACAGCAUAAUAUAUUGGGAAGAGCUGUUGUAGUACACGAAAAAGAAGAUGACUUAGGCAAAGGAGGUAAUCCCGAUUCCCUGUUAACUGGAAAUGCUGGAGGACGACUGGCCUGUGGAGUCAUUGGAAUACAGUCUGAAAAGUCUGCUGGAGCUGGAAUUUUCAUUAGUACCAUCCUGAUCAUGAGUGCAGCAGUGUUGGUCCAUACAUUUAAAUUUCUCUCUCAAUAAUAUUUAUUUUUAGUU
Leptinotarsa decemlineata (Colorado potato beetle) is the source of this 775-nucleotide messenger RNA. Its product is annotated as superoxide dismutase [Cu-Zn]. Gene Ontology annotation, biological process: superoxide metabolic process. The record is from RefSeq and is a predicted model, not a curated record. Gene Ontology annotation, molecular function: copper ion binding. NCBI's taxonomy places the organism in Eukaryota, Metazoa, Arthropoda, Insecta, Coleoptera, Chrysomelidae.